CGUCCUCCCGCCUCUCCCUUGCCACGAAUCUCGUACUCCUUCCCCUCCCCACUCAACGUUCCUUCUGCCGUCGUCAACGAUCAAAUACUACAUCAUGCCCGCCACACAAAAGGAAAUGCAGGAUGCUCGUCUGCCUCUCGGCUACCGCGAUUUCUGCGCAGACCUGCUGAUCCCCCUGAACAAGUGCCGAUCGGAAACGUACUAUCUCCCAUGGAAGUGCCAAGAUGAGCGCCACAUCUAUGAAAAGUGCCAAUACGAUGAUUACAUCCGUAGAAUGAAAGCCGCGGAGCAAAAGAAGCUCGAGGCUGCCGAUGCAUAAAUACGAUCUUCUUCCUUAAACCAUCUCUGUCGCCGGACCAAAAUAUUAUCACCAUUCACGUAAUAAAAUUACCUGCAACAACUCA
Molecule: messenger RNA, 404 nt
Organism: Gamsiella multidivaricata
Lineage: Eukaryota; Fungi; Mortierellomycota; Mortierellomycetes; Mortierellales; Mortierellaceae
Product: B18 subunit of NADH:ubiquinone oxidoreductase
Exons: 2
Coding region: 95-319 (74 amino acids)
Cellular component (GO): mitochondrion
Source: RefSeq, a predicted model, not a curated record